CGGCGGGAAGCGCUGACGCUAUACGUGGCGGCGGCGGGUGUGUGACGCAGUUGCCCAUGGUAACCCCGGAGCCGCGCCGAGGAUGGGUUUACUGUCAAUCCUGCGUAAACUGAAAAGCGCCCCAGACCAGGAGGUGAGAAUCCUCCUCUUGGGACUGGAUAAUGCAGGCAAGACCACACUCCUGAAACAGCUGGCAUCUGAGGACAUCAGCCACAUCACGCCAACACAGGGCUUUAACAUCAAAAGCGUACAGUCUCAAGGCUUCAAGCUGAAUGUAUGGGACAUAGGUGGACAGAGGAAGAUCAGGCCGUACUGGAGGAACUAUUUUGAAAACACUGAUAUCCUUAUCUAUGUCAUUGACAGUGCAGAUAGGAAGAGGUUUGAAGAAACGGGUCAGGAGCUGGCUGAGCUUUUGGAUGAAGAAAAGCUUAGUGGAGUCCCUGUGCUCAUAUUCGCUAACAAGCAGGAUUUGCUGACGGCUGCCCCUGCUUCAGAGAUUGCCGAGGGACUGAACCUACACACAAUCCGGGACAGAGUCUGGCAGAUCCAGUCUUGUUCAGCUCUUUCAGGAGAGGGAGUACAGAUAGAUGAAAGAUGUCUCUCCUGCCCCUUUGUGUUCUCUGGGGGUGAAGAGAUGAUGGAGAAGUGACAUUCUCCAAGGGCACAUCAGAGAACGUGGGUCCAAGCCCCUGCUCCGACCACAAUCGCUGGGCCUGGGGACUUUUGUCCUCCAGCUGCAGCCACGUCCCCCCCACUGCAGCUCUGAUGGAGAAUGUCUCUUCUUGCCCUUAGAGAAUGCCUGCCAAAGCCUCAUGCAACCUCCCAUUUUUCCCCCUACCAAUACCUCUUCUUGCAUGUUAAUGAAUUUUUUCCUCUGUUGAAAAUGUAACUGAUCACCAGACUUUUUUAUUAAGCAUACUGGGAUGAGACCAGCCCACUAACUCCCCCUUGCCCCACAGGGCUCUUCUGCAAAGGCAAAAGGUGGUGGCUGUUGCAUUCCCUGGACUGGCGGGGUCCACACAAGCUCUUUCUUUUAUGUUCCCUUUUUGAAUUUCACCAAAAAGGGGUAUUUGCAA
This is a messenger RNA of Haliaeetus leucocephalus (bald eagle), 1076 nucleotides long. It is a transcript of the gene ARL3, whose product is annotated as ADP-ribosylation factor-like 3. NCBI's taxonomy places the organism in Eukaryota, Metazoa, Chordata, Aves, Accipitriformes, Accipitridae. Gene Ontology annotation, cellular component: cytoplasm; microtubule cytoskeleton. The record is from RefSeq and is a predicted model, not a curated record. Gene Ontology annotation, molecular function: GTP binding; GTPase activity. The transcript has 6 exons. Bases 83 to 649 code for a protein of 188 amino acids. Gene Ontology annotation, biological process: cilium assembly.